This is a messenger RNA of Lodderomyces beijingensis, 651 nucleotides long. NCBI's taxonomy places the organism in Eukaryota, Fungi, Ascomycota, Pichiomycetes, Serinales, Debaryomycetaceae. The record is from the annotation of a GenBank genome assembly.
AUGAUGCAAUAUACAAAAGCCCAAAGGAAUCCCAAGCUAUAUUUAGCGGCGUUAGUAGCUACAUCAGCAGUAGCACUAACUUACAAGAUCUACGAUGCCUAUCUCAAUAGCUGCAAUAACGAUGACGAAGCUGCCGUUGGUGAAGACGGCGCAGCUUCCUCCGAGUCAAGGCUGGAGUGCCUUGAUUCCAAAUCCAAUAACCUGAAACCAACAUUCACCAUAUCCAAGAAGUUCCUCAAUAAAUCCGUCGCCAUUACGCUAUCAUCGCUGUUUCUUUCGUCGGCUUUGCCCUUGCAAGAUCUUCUAGCUAAAAAUGAAAAGCUCAUAUACAUUAUACCGCCUAAUUUAAACGAGGACGACGUGGGACUACUGACUCCGAACCACAACCACUUACAACAACAGCCCCAACAACAACAAGAAGUGCUAUUUUCACCCAAUUUCAAGAUUUUAAAAUGCUCCAAUAUGCAAGGAUACUUACAGAUUUUAAAAAACUUGAAACCCGAUUGCCUCUUGCUUUGUAGUGAUGAUUUGGGUAUCAACAAUUUCAACCAAGGAGCCAUGGCACGAGAUUUGAGCAAUUUCAUCAAGAAAAUUGUCAAUAUAGAGCAGGAUAAGGAUGUCUUGGCUCAAAUUAAACCCAUCAUCAGCUAG